Molecule: messenger RNA, 2977 nt
Organism: Cavia porcellus (domestic guinea pig)
Lineage: Eukaryota; Metazoa; Chordata; Mammalia; Rodentia; Caviidae
Gene: Mapk1
Product: mitogen-activated protein kinase 1
Exons: 9
Coding region: 223-1305 (360 amino acids)
Biological process (GO): intracellular signal transduction; protein phosphorylation
Cellular component (GO): cytoplasm; nucleus
Molecular function (GO): MAP kinase activity; ATP binding
Source: RefSeq, a predicted model, not a curated record
CCUCCCUCCGCUCGCCCGCCGGCCCGCCCGUCAGUCAGGCAGGCAGUGGGUUCGAGCUGUGGUUGUCCUCUCUGUUUUUCUGACCGUCGCCUUUAGUCCUUCCCGGUUAACGGCGGCGGCUGUACGGGUCUCAGCGCAGCCCCUCGGGAGGCGCGGCAAAUAGCUGAGCGGGAGCCGCGGAGGUCAGUCCAGCGCGGCAGCGGCGGCGGCCCGGCAGCCAACAUGGCGGCGGCGGCGGCGGCGGGCGCGGGCCCGGAGAUGGUCCGCGGGCAGGUGUUCGACGUGGGGCCGCGCUACACCAACCUCUCGUACAUCGGCGAGGGCGCCUACGGCAUGGUGUGCUCUGCAUAUGAUAACAUCAACAAAGUUCGAGUAGCUAUUAAGAAAAUCAGUCCUUUUGAACACCAGACUUACUGCCAGAGAACGCUGAGGGAGAUAAAAAUCUUACUGCGCUUCAGACAUGAGAAUAUCAUUGGCAUCAACGAUAUUAUUCGUGCACCAACCAUCGAGCAAAUGAAAGAUGUAUACAUAGUACAGGAUCUAAUGGAAACAGAUCUUUACAAGCUCUUGAAGACACAACACCUCAGCAACGACCAUAUCUGCUAUUUUCUUUACCAGAUUCUCAGAGGGUUAAAAUAUAUCCACUCAGCUAAUGUUCUGCACCGUGACCUCAAGCCUUCCAACCUGCUGCUCAAUACCACCUGUGAUCUCAAGAUCUGUGACUUUGGUCUGGCCCGCGUUGCAGAUCCAGAUCAUGAUCACACAGGAUUCCUGACAGAGUAUGUGGCAACACGUUGGUACAGGGCUCCAGAAAUAAUGUUGAAUUCCAAGGGCUAUACCAAGUCCAUUGAUAUUUGGUCAGUGGGCUGCAUUCUGGCAGAGAUGCUAUCCAACAGGCCCAUCUUUCCAGGAAAGCAUUAUCUCGACCAGCUGAACCACAUUCUAGGCAUUCUUGGAUCCCCAUCACAAGAAGACCUGAAUUGUAUAAUAAAUUUAAAAGCUAGAAACUAUUUGCUUUCUCUUCCACACAAAAAUAAGGUGCCAUGGAACAGGCUGUUCCCAAAUGCUGACUCCAAAGCUCUGGACUUACUGGACAAAAUGUUGACAUUCAACCCUCACAAAAGGAUUGAGGUUGAACAGGCUCUGGCCCACCCAUAUCUGGAGCAGUAUUAUGACCCAAGUGAUGAGCCCAUUGCUGAAGCACCAUUCAAGUUCGACAUGGAAUUGGAUGACUUGCCAAAGGAAAAGCUCAAAGAACUCAUUUUCGAAGAGACCGCUAGAUUCCAGCCAGGAUACAGAUCUUAAAUUUGUCAGGACAUGGGCUCAGAGGACUGGACGUGCUCAGACAUCGGUGUUCUUCCCAGUUCUUGACCCCUGCUCCUGUCUCCAGCCUGUGUUGGCUUAUCCACUUUGACUCCUCUGAGCUGAUCAGAGGGGGCAGUUUCUGGUAGUUGUGGCUUUUAUGCUUUCAAAGAAUUCCUUCAGUCCAGAGAAUUCCUCCUGGCACCCCUGUGUGUGUCACCCACUGGUGACCUGCGGCAGUAUGUACUUUCAGUGCACCUACUGCUUACUGUUGCUUUAGUCACUUACUACUUUCUGGUUUGAAAGAUGCAGUGGUUCCUUCCGCUCCCGAAUCCUUUCUAUGUGAUGCCCUGCUAACCCAGGCAGCCUUGGCAGAGCAAGAUUCUUUCCAGAUUGGCUGCAGUCACUGGCAUCUUACUUAAUGAUAGGAAAGUCCUACAUAGGGCACUUUAAGUCAGUGACAGCCCUGAAUUUGCACUUCCUCUGUUGCCUGUAACUGUCUCCCCAGAGAAGGAGCUUGUGGAGAGCUUGGAUGACAUUGCAGUCUACACCAAGUGUUUCCACCUUGGGAACCUUUGGAAGCAUUCAUGUCUUUUCUCAUAUCAUGCUAGUCACUAACAUAUUUAAGGUAUGUACUGUUUUUCCAGAUUUUAGAAAAAACGAUCAUUUUUCUAAAUAAAAAAGUACGGCACUCACCAAUGUCAUUCUGCAAACUUACUGUGGUUACUUUUAUCAUUUAUUUAUAAAAGUAUAACAUUUGCCAAAAUGCAUUAUAUGCAGUACUUAGUGUUUGCAAGACCUGCACAAAAAGAUACGAAGUGGCAGUUGUGUACAGCGUUUGGUGACAGACUCACCAAGGUUAAAGCACUGAAUGGGGGAAAAGUUGCUGAAGAAGUAGUCAGCACACUGACCCAGUAGUCCCAGGUAGAGUGCCAUCUGCCUGGUGCACAUGUGCCCCGAGCUGCUUUACACGGUGUCUGUUUUAGUAACCACAUUCAGCACCUGAGAAUUUAGCAGAGAGGAUCACUGCAUCUUUAAAUGAGAAAGUAUACAAUCCUUUUUUCCUUCUAUAGCAUGUCAGCUUCUCAAGUUCAUUUUUCAACCUACAGUAUAACAAUUUAUAAUAAAGCCUUCAUGAGCUCAUGACAUGAAGCACUGUUCUAUUGUCAAGUACUCAGAUAUUUCUGAACUGCUGAGUUAAGAACAUCAGAAAAAGCUAGCACUAAGUCAUGUUCAGAGCUCUCUCCAUAUUUUCCUUAUCUCUUUUAAGUAUUUGUUCCUGCCACUGUGUACUGUGGAGUUGACUCGGUGUUCUGUCCCAGUGCGGUGCCUCCUGACUCCCCCACUGCUCUCUGUGGUGAGAAAUUUGCCUUGUUCAAUAAUUACUGUACCCUCGCAUGACUGUUACAGCUUUCUGUGCAGAGAUGACUGUCCAAGUGCCACAUGCCUAUGAUUGAAACGAAAAAUCUAUUGUUACCUCUGAGUUGUGUUCCACGGAAAAUGCUAUCCAGCAGAUCAUUUAGGAAAAAAAAAUCUAUUUUUAACUUUCAUUUCUCAGCUGUCCUUUUUCUUGUUUGUUUUUUUGACAGCAAUGGAGAAUGGGUUAUUACUGCUUGCUAACAUGAACAGCACUGCACUUGUAAUUCAUGGAAAUAAAUGUGCAUCUUUAUCUUCA